GGCAUCAGUAAUUAGCGGCCUCCUGCUAAAACAGUCAUGCUGGCAGCUCGUCGCAUCUGCACAUUGCUGUUGGCCGCCGCCUUGGCCGCCGGUCAGCGGCCGGCCGUCAUCUCCAGGAAGGCCAGAUAUUUGCUCUUUCCGCCGGGAAGCAAUAUGGGCAUUGAAGUAGCCCUGUCAGUACCUGUGCGCAAAAGUGUGAACGUGGCCAUGAACAUCGAAGCCAACUACGUCUUGCCCGACAACGUGACGUACUUUUUCCCUGAUCUGGUGCCCGGCCUGGGCCAGGGUCGUUUAGCCGAAAGUUUCGGUAUCACCCGCAGACGGACUUACACGACCAUCAUCACAAUGCUCAACAGAGUCGGUCUGGACGGGCGGUCGUGUCUGUUACGUGCAAUUUGCGAGGCGGCGGAGACACCUCUGCAACACAACGGCCUCUUCGGCGACUUGCUGCACGUCAUUUUCACGCCGUCGAGCUCCAACGACGAGCAGCUGGGUGCCGAUUUCGCCGCGGCUGAGCAGCAGGGCGUCGACGGCGACGACUGCGGGACCCUCUACUCGCAGUGCCCCCGAGGCCUCUUCCAAAUGUUCACGGCGCUUGGUUGAUCGAACUUUUAUGCCAGCGAGUGCCUUUUCUUUAUAUAUGUGAAUUUUUAUACAUGCAUGAGGGUGUGCGAGAGAAAUAAAACUAAGUGAGAGAGUUUUGCUAAAGUGCUUGUAUGCGUCAAUAUAUAUUUCAACAAUAGAAAUCUGUUUUCGUUACGUAAUUUGUUUCAUCCAAUUAAUGGUAAAGUAUUUUUGUUUAUUGCAAACAUUGAAUUUAUCUAUUUACACAAUUAUUUAUUAAGUACACCGUAUUAUGUAAUGAAUGUUUCUUUUAUU
Neocloeon triangulifer is the source of this 879-nucleotide messenger RNA. RefSeq lists its product as uncharacterized. The transcript is spliced from 4 exons. Bases 37 to 603 code for a protein of 188 amino acids. The record is from RefSeq and is a predicted model, not a curated record. NCBI's taxonomy places the organism in Eukaryota, Metazoa, Arthropoda, Insecta, Ephemeroptera, Baetidae.